Dothidotthia symphoricarpi CBS 119687 is the source of this 396-nucleotide messenger RNA. RefSeq lists its product as uncharacterized. The transcript has 2 exons. The record is from RefSeq and is a predicted model, not a curated record. Lineage: Eukaryota; Fungi; Ascomycota; Dothideomycetes; Pleosporales; Dothidotthiaceae. The coding region runs from base 1 to 300 and encodes 99 amino acids.
AUGAAGACCUCCGCCAUCCUCUCCACCCUCACCCUCUUCUUCGCCUCCUCGGUCUCUGCGCAGGCAGCCUGUGAUGCCGCGGCCGCCGCCAUCCCCGCAUGCGGCGCUUCAUGCAUAAGCACCGCAGCCGGAGCGCAAGGCUGCCCCACCGUCGCAUCCGACUACACCUGCCUCUGCGCCCACGAAGCAGCCAUCGAGACCGCAGCGCGCAGUUGCGUCCUGACUGCUUGCGGAUUCCUGGAAGCGCUGAAUGUGCAGAGCAAGGCCAAGGCUGUGUGUGAUUGCGUGAACGGCGCUUAGGAUCAAAAGCAGACAUGGGAGAUCAGACGUGGACGGGAGAAAAGGGAUAACUGCAAUGAUGUAAUAAAAAAGGGUAUCCAGUCAUCAAUCAAAACC